Messenger RNA from Laetiporus sulphureus 93-53, 843 nucleotides. RefSeq lists its product as uncharacterized. The coding region runs from base 139 to 633 and encodes 164 amino acids. The transcript has a single exon. The record is from RefSeq and is a predicted model, not a curated record. Lineage: Eukaryota; Fungi; Basidiomycota; Agaricomycetes; Polyporales; Laetiporaceae.
GCCGCUACGCGAUCAGCUUCUUUUCGGUGCAUUGAUGAUUGCCUCGACGCAGCGUGCGAUAUAUCGUCAGAGGCUUCAUGCCAUCAUCAUAUACUCGAUCGCUGACUGCUCCACAAUCGCAUCCGAGCUCCUAUCUUGAUGGGUUUUCACCAUGCCUUUGCCCGUGCCAUGGGUUUCUGCUGUCUAUGUCAGGAUUCGCUGCUUGAGGACACUCACGAUGCAGCUGUGCCCAACAUCGAUACCCGACAGAGGCCGAGGCAGGACGACGUAUAUGUGCCGCCGGUGCUGCUCCGCAAUGCCGUGACGCGCCAAAUACCUCGGUCGCCACCCCUUUCGUACGACUCGAGUCGGUCAAUGGCAUCUAUUCCUUCGUAUAAUAAUCCGCCGCCGCCUUACCAUCCUACAGACUCCGUGAGGUACGCCUUGUCCUCGCGUGUGAGUAUGUGGUGCGCAUAUACUCAAGGAGUCUUAGGAGUUCGGUCAGCAUACCAUGCGCUCCUAGACGUUGACCGUGGCUUGUCGGAAGGGCAUCGCACAUCUUUUAGCAAGACGCCAUUUCCUCGACAGAUCAUGGACUGGGAGUUGGAUCGGGGCACAGAAAAUAUGGGCGGGAUGAGGUGGGCUUGUGUAUAAGCAAACGCGCCUGUGCAUGACGUUUGGUGAGUAUGGCCAGCCUACAUUCUGUGAAUGAUGCUUUAAUGCUAUCCCACUACGCCAAGUGCAGAUAGCACGUCGUCAUCGCUCCCUUUUUCUAAUUUAUUCGGCAAAGCAAGAACAACAGCAGAUGCUGCUGCUUAUCAGGUAAGUACUUGUUCGCCGAUGCAUACGUUGGCUACCUCUUAC